AUGCAUUUGGCUUGUCAAAAAAAUUUGGAAACACCAAAACUCAGCGGUAAUGGGCAGAUUAGGAUCUUUUUGGCCAUUACCACUGAGUUUUGAUGUUGCCAAAUUUUUUUGACAAGCCAAUGCAUCAUCGCAAAAGAAACAAUUUUUUUUAUUGCAUUUGGCUUGCCCAAAAAAUUUGGAAACACCAAAACUCAGUGGUAA
This is a messenger RNA of Blepharisma stoltei, 201 nucleotides long. NCBI's taxonomy places the organism in Eukaryota, Ciliophora, Heterotrichea, Heterotrichida, Blepharismidae. The record is from the annotation of a GenBank genome assembly.